Molecule: messenger RNA, 1473 nt
Organism: Ustilaginoidea virens
Lineage: Eukaryota; Fungi; Ascomycota; Sordariomycetes; Hypocreales; Clavicipitaceae
Exons: 7
Coding region: 1-1473 (490 amino acids)
Biological process (GO): transmembrane transport
Cellular component (GO): membrane
Molecular function (GO): transmembrane transporter activity
Source: RefSeq, a predicted model, not a curated record
AUGGCCUCCAACUGCGGGUUCGCCCAUUCCGACGCCACCGUCUUGGAAAAAGCCGACGAAAGAGAUGGUCCGGCUGCUUGGGCCAGCAAAUCGCGAACCCAAUCCGGCCAUGUUGACGAGAAAAAGGUGCUAAGCAAGAUGGACAUGCGGUUGAUUCCCGUGCUCGCGCUGCUCUAUCUCUUAUCCUUUCUUGAUCGCGGAAACAUUGGCAACGCCCAAGUCGAAGGUCUAAGCGGAACGCUCGGCCUCCUUCCAGACCAGUACAACUGGUGUCUUACAGUCUUCUUCUUCCCCUACGCCGCGUUCGAAGUCCCAAGCAAUCUGCUGCUCAAGAAGCUCCGUCCCAGUCGCUGGCUGCCCACCAUCAUGGUGGCCUGGGGAGUGGUCAUGACGCUGAUGGGGCUCGUCAAGAACUACCACGGGCUCUUGAUUGCCCGUUUCUUCCUGGGCGUCGCCGAGGCCGGCCUUUUUCCAGGUGUUGCUUACUACCUCACAAUGUGGUACUGCAGACACGAAGUCCAAUUUCGGCAAGCGCUCUUCUUCAGUGCGGCCUCCAUUGCUGGCGCCUUCAGCGGUCUCCUCGCCUUUGCAAUCAGCAAGAUGGAUGGAGCGGCUGGCCUUGAAGGCUGGCGGUGGAUAUUCAUCCUUGAGGGCAUCGCCACUGUGCUUGUGGCCUUUGCUGCCUUUUUCCUGAUUCAUGAUUUUCCAGAGACGGCCACGUUCUUGAGCGAGGACGAGAGAGCCUUUGUCAUCCACAGGUUAAAGUAUCAGGGGCAGACGACCACGCAGGUAGAGCAGGCCGAGGAAUUCGACUGGAAGUAUGUUGCGCAGGCCUUUGUGGAUUGGCAGGUUUGGGUGAGCAUCCUCGUUUACUGGGGGGUUGUCUGCCCAAUAUACGGAAUCAGCCUGUUUCUCCCCAGCAUCAUCAAGGGCCUCGACUACUCCAAGACGGAGGCGCAGCUCAUGACCGUCCCCAUCUACGUCACCGCCGCCAUUCUAGCCGUGAUUUUCGCCUUUCUAUCCGACAAGGCCGGCAAGCGAAGCCCCUUUGUGAUCGGCUUCAUGUGUGCUGCGUCGGCCAACCCCAAGGUCGUGUACGGGGGCGUCUUCGUCGUCGCGUGCGCCAUCUACCCUGCUUUCCCCGGCAUCCUCGCCUGGCUGUCCAACAACCUGUCGGGAAGCUGCAAGCGGAGUGCAGGCAUGGCCGUACAAAUCAGCGUCGGCAAUCUCGCAGGCGCCAUGGCGUCCAACUUUUACAGAAAACAUGACGCGCCGCGCUAUUUCCUCGGCCAUGGGCUGGAGCUCGGCUUCCUUGCCGUGGGCAUCAUCGCCGCGGGGGUUCUCAUCCUGGGGUACAAGAGACUGAACGACGCGAGGGAACGAGACUUGGCAGAGGGCAAGGCCGGCAAUUUCUCUCCGGCCGAGUUGAGUGCGCUUGGCGACAGGGCGAUAACAUUUCGGUACAUGUACUAA